This is a messenger RNA of Entamoeba invadens IP1, 1965 nucleotides long. RefSeq lists its product as hypothetical. Gene Ontology annotation, cellular component: cytosol. Gene Ontology annotation, molecular function: protein binding. Lineage: Eukaryota; Evosea; Mastigamoebida; Endamoebidae. Bases 1 to 1965 code for a protein of 654 amino acids. The transcript is spliced from 2 exons. The record is from RefSeq and is a predicted model, not a curated record. Gene Ontology annotation, biological process: signal transduction; cellular response to lipopolysaccharide.
AUGGAGAAUCCACUCAAUGCGUAUUCUUCAGAAUCAACAGUAAAAACAGCACCACAAAAUGUUCUAGUCGAGAGGCAUCAAUCUUUUAAUGAAAGUGUUACUUCUUACAAUUCGGAUGAUUCUUCUUCAGACGAUUUUGAGAUCACAAACCGUGUCGAGAGAACUGUCAACGGAAAUGAUAUUAUUGAAAAGGUACCUGUGAUUUUCGCGUUUGCCGUGACAACGACGGACCAAUCAAUAUUUAAUGAAGAAUUACUUCCUCCAAACGUUUCCGAGAAAAACUCAAAAAUCAACUGGGCUAGUCCCUUGGAUGGACAGACAGUUUUGCAGUCUGCCUCGAUUUCUGGAAACUUACCGUUGGUGAAACAACUUGUGAUUGUUGGAGCAGAUUUAGAAAAGAAAAAUAUAAACGGGGAUACUGCGCUUCACCUCGCAAUCGCAACACAAAAAACUGAAGUUGCAAUUUUUAUAUCAGGAAAAUUGAGUAAAGAAGAGCUUGAUCAGAAGAACGAAAAAGGGGAAUCACCGCUUCUUUUGGCUGUUAUUAUGAACAAUUUAGAAGUGAUGGAUAAAUUGCUUGAAAAGGGUGCUGAUGUGAAUUCUGCAAAUACAAAUGGGACAACUGCGCUAAUGUUUGCGCUCAAGAAAAACGACCCAAAGCAAAUAGAAAUUCUAUUGAAAUACAAACCCGACACGAAGUUAAAGGAUAAUAAUGGAAGAAAUUGCUUGCAUUACUAUGGACAGACGGAGAAGUAUAACAUCGACACGAUUAGUUUUAUUCGUGAUAUCGCAAAGGACAAAAUUCUGGUAGAUUCGUUAGACAACCAAAAUCAUAAACCUAUACAUUAUGCGGUCGAAGUUGGUAUCAGCGAGGUUGUAGAUCAUUUUUUGGCAAUGUCUUCGUUGAAGAAUGUAGGAGUUGUGUAUGAUGAAGCGGAGACUGUGUGUAAGACUCAGGCACGGAUGCGCGUGUUGACGGGGAAAAGUCGUGUUUCUGUGUUGGUGAAGACAGACAAUUUGGGGUAUGAGAUUACAAGCACGCCUUCAAAAGAGAAAGAGGACUACUUAAACUCAUUGGAGCGAGUUGAAAAGUGGAAGACAAUGAUCUCGUACUACAACGAGAAGCAGAAAAUGCACAAAAAGAUGAUUCUACGACUUUACAAAGGUGUUCCAAUCAGUGUUCGGCAAAGCCUGUGGCGUGCAAUGCUUCAUAUUGAAGACAUGAAAAAAGAUGACUCUGAUACGUUUAGAACGUUUGCAUCCGCAAAAUUGGGAGACGAAGAGGAUGAUCAAAUCCACAAGGAUGUCACGCGAGCACACCAAAACAACAUCAAGUUUAAGUGCAAAUUUUCCGAAGGGCAGAAAAAGCUUUUUCUUGUUCUCCGAGCUUUAGCAAAUCGCGACAAAGAAGUAGGGUAUGUCCAGGGAGAGGCCGAUUUGUAUGGGUUCUUUGUGUUAGUGUUUGAAAAAGAAGAAGACAUGUUUUGGGCGGGUGUGGCAACCUUUGAGUGUGAAAAAUUUGGACUGCGGCAGAUGCUUCUCCGCAAUUUUCCGGGUGUCAAGAAAUUCAUUGGGUUGGAGAUGCUUGUCAUGAAGAAGUACCACAAAGAGAUAUAUGAAAUUGUGAAAAAACUUGGAGGGUAUGACACCUUGUACCCACACUUUCUUGAAUUCUACGCACUGUGGUUUUGCCGAGUCUUUAAUGGAGACCUUUCUAUGUGGGUGUUGGAUUUGGUGAUGGUGGAGGGGUGGCAGAUAACGCUCAGUGUUGCUUCGGCUAUCUUUUGGCUUGCGAAGGACGAAGUACUCAAAACAGAGAGAGAUCUGAUGUCAAUCGACUUGAUACUUAAAAACCCUGUUGGGAAGAUUGCGGGGUUUGAAAAGUUUGCCUUUGUCAAACUUGUCUUCAAAUUGCGGAUUCCUCCAAGUCAAGUUGAUGGGUGGAUUGUCAAGUAUAACAUCUAA